UUCAGCGAUCUUUGAUUAAAUAAAAUAAAUAACGAGCAAUCUAUACUUAUUUAAUAAUAUUUUAACAAGAAUUAACAUACCUAAUUCAAAAAGAUGGACGACUCGAGUCCAGAUACAGCUGCAAGCAAUACAGCGCCUCCCAGACAUCGAGGGCACCAUAAGUUUGAGAUCAAAGCAACGGGAGACGCAGCGAAGAACUAUGACUUUACUUCUGCAAGACCUCCUAAAAAGAGAACUACAGUGGUGGAAACCAUCGGCCACAUAGCCAAGACUUGCCUUGGCGGUGGAGUGGUGGCCAUUCACGAGAGCUACAAGAUGUGCGGGCUAUGGUCGUCUUUCUGCCUCACUAUCGUCUUCGGUUUUUGCAUCAGCUAUGCUAUGUAUAUGAUAGCCCAUUCAGCUCAAAGAAUGUACGGCAGAGUCCAAGUCCCGGCAAUGAGUUACCCCGACUUGGCGGAGGCGACGUUGGACGUGGGCCCUUUUACCAGUAUGAAGAAAUACAGUAGGACUUUCAGGUACCUAGUGGACUUUACAAUAUGCUUCAACCUCUUCGGCUCCUGCUGCGUCUAUCAGAUCAUGAUUGCGCGAUCCAUCAAGCAGCUGGUAGAAGGCACCAAUGAAGUUACCCUAGAAGGGAAUCCUCCUUUGAGGGUUUACAUUCUGUUACUGGUCAUCCCUUGUAUUGCCAUCGGGAUGAUAACAAGUUUGAAGUAUCUGGCACCGUUCUCUAUUGUGGCUGACUUUAUUAUAUUUACCGUCGCCUGCGCAACGGUAUACUACUGCAUCAGAUCAUCCCCACCAAGUCCUUUGGACAUGCCAGCGUUCAAGACAGUCACUGGAUUGUUUGAGUUCAUGGGUGUCUGCAUAUUUAGUAUGGAAGGCUUAGGAGCUGUGAUGGCGAUCGAAAACAAUAUGGAGGAACCGAAGAAGAUGGGCCUAGCUCUCCUUGGAGGCAUGUCGAUAGUCGUUAGUAUCGUGGUAACUAUUGGUUUCUUCGGUUACUGGGGGUUUGGUGAGGAAAGUAGAUCGCCUGUUACCAUCAACUUUCCUUUAGAACCGUUCCCUAUUGCCCUCAAAUGUCUCUUCGCAGUAAUGAUCUACGUGACAUAUGCCUUGAACUUCUGGUUCCCCUUCGACCUGAUGUGGUUCUACAUUAGGAAGCGCUACGACCCUCAGAAGUUCUGGCUUUGGGAGCGGGUGUACAGGGCCAUCUUCAUAUGUGGCAUCACCACCAUUGCCACCAUCUUCCCGAAUGUGUCCAAGUUUCUUGGAGUGCUCGGCUCGUUCUGCAUAUCAAACAUGGGUUUCGUGUACCCUGCCUUCAUCGAGCUGUGCCUGGACUGGAGUGACCCUGGCCUGGGGCCUGGCAAGUGGCGGCUGUGGAGAUUCCUAGUCAUCAUCACCUUUGGCUUGACACUUUUCAUCGUGGGCUCCUAUACUAACCUUAAGGGUCUCAUUGCCGAAUCGUUUUAA
Messenger RNA from Maniola jurtina (meadow brown), 1473 nucleotides. Its product is annotated as proton-coupled amino acid transporter-like protein CG1139. Gene Ontology annotation, cellular component: vacuolar membrane. The coding region runs from base 94 to 1473 and encodes 459 amino acids. The record is from RefSeq and is a predicted model, not a curated record. Gene Ontology annotation, biological process: amino acid transmembrane transport. The transcript is spliced from 9 exons. Gene Ontology annotation, molecular function: amino acid transmembrane transporter activity. NCBI's taxonomy places the organism in Eukaryota, Metazoa, Arthropoda, Insecta, Lepidoptera, Nymphalidae.